Molecule: messenger RNA, 1905 nt
Organism: Neomonachus schauinslandi (Hawaiian monk seal)
Lineage: Eukaryota; Metazoa; Chordata; Mammalia; Carnivora; Phocidae
Gene: RNF207
Product: ring finger protein 207
Exons: 17
Coding region: 1-1905 (634 amino acids)
Biological process (GO): regulation of cardiac muscle contraction; regulation of heart looping
Cellular component (GO): perinuclear region of cytoplasm
Molecular function (GO): transmembrane transporter binding; zinc ion binding; Hsp70 protein binding
Source: RefSeq, a predicted model, not a curated record
AUGUCGGGAGCUAUCUUUGCGCCCCUGGAGGGCCUGGGCGCCCUGGACGCUGCGAGCGGCCACCCGCUGGUGUGCCCGCUGUGCCACGCACAGUUCGAGCGCCCGUGCCUGCUGGACUGCUUCCACGACUUCUGCGCCGGCUGCCUGCGCGGCCGCGCCACCGAUGGCCGCCUCGCCUGCCCGCUGUGCCAACACCAGACGGUGGUGAAGGGCCCCAGCGGGCUCCCUCCAGUGGAUCGGCUGCUGCAGUUCCUGGUGGACAGCUCAGGGGAUGGCACGGAGGUGGUGCACUGUGCCAACUGUGACCUGGAGUGCAGCAAGCAGGAUGCAGAGACCACGUACUUCUGCAACACGUGCGGGCAGCCGCUGUGCGCGCGCUGCCGCGAUGAAACGCACCGGGCACGCAUGUUCGCGCGCCACGACAUCGUGGCCCUGGGCCAGCGCAGCCGCGACGUGCUCCAGAAGUGCACGCUGCACGCGGAGCCCUACAUCAUGUUCUCCACCGACAAGAAGUCGCUGCUGUGCAUCCGCUGCUUCCGGGACAUGCAGGGGGAGAGCCGGGCGCACUGCGUGGAUCUCGAGUCAGCCUACGUGCAGGGCUGCGAGCGGCUGGAGCAGGCGGUGCUGGCCGUGAAGGCCCUGCAGACGGCCACACGCGAGGCCAUCGCGCUGCUGCAGGCGAUGGUGGAGGAGGUGCGGCGCAGCGCGGCGGAGGAGGAGGCCGCCAUCCAUGCCCUCUUCGGCAGCAUGCAGGACAAACUGGCAGAAAGGAAAACGCUGUUGCUGCAGGCUGUGCAGAGCCAAUACGAAGAGAAGGACAAGGCCUUCAAGGAGCAGCUCUCCCACCUGGCCACUCUGUUGCCCACCCUGCAGGUUCACCUGGUCAUCUGCUCUUCCUUCCUCAGCCUGGCCAAUAAGGCUGAGUUUCUGGACCUGGGCUAUGAGCUGAUGGAGAGGCUGCAGGGCAUCGUCACACGUCCCCAGCACCUCGGGCCAGCGCAGAACAGCAAGAUCACCAGCGACCACCGCGCUGAGUUUGCACGCUGCCUGGAGCCGCUGCUGCUGCUGGGGCCACGCCGGGCGACAGGUGCUGGGGGCGGCACCAACACACUAGCAGCAGGCUCAGGCCCCAAGGUGCUGAUGGGGCCCAGCUGCCCUUCCCCAGUGGGAAAGAUGGUGGGGUCGCCGGUCCAAAAGCCCACGCUGCACCGGUCCAUCAGCACCAAGGUGCUGCUGGCGGAGGGGGAGGAUACACCGUUCACAGAGCACUGCCGCCACUAUGAGGACUCCUACCGGCGCCUGCAGGCAGAGAUGCAGAACCUGAAGGACCAGGUACAAGAGUUGCACCGGGACCUCACCAAGCACCACUCGCUCAUCAAGGCAGAGAUCAUGGGAGACAUCCUGCACAAGUCGCUGCAGGUGGACACACAGAUUGCCUCGGAGUACGCUUCCCUGGAGGGGAUGAGAGCAGUCUUCCAGGAGAUUUGGGAGGAAUCCUACCAGCGGGUGGCUAACGAGCAGGAGAUUUACGAAGCCCAGCUCCAUGACCUUCUUCAGCUGAAGCAGGAGAAUGCCUACCUGACCACCAUCACCAAGCAGAUCACACCCUACGUCCGCUCCAUUGCCAAGGUGAAGGAGCGGCUGGAGCCCAGGCUUCAGGCGCCAGUGGACGAACAGUCGGAGCACCUACAAAACACGCGUGAUGACAGCGCCGACAGUGAGACUCAGGCCAGGAAUGACCCGGUGAGUGUCACAGAGAAGAGAGAGAAAACAUCAGAACCUAGAGGGAACGGCCGGACUCUGAACAGCCUCACAGAAGAGCCUCCACUGAAGAAUAAAGACCCUCAUAAACCCAGACAGAAGAACGGGGGUGAUAUCCCCACACGGAGAGAGCACCCGACUUAG